This is a messenger RNA of Dunckerocampus dactyliophorus (ringed pipefish), 9395 nucleotides long. It is a transcript of the gene myh14, whose product is annotated as myosin, heavy chain 14, non-muscle. The record is from RefSeq and is a predicted model, not a curated record. Gene Ontology annotation, cellular component: myosin complex. NCBI's taxonomy places the organism in Eukaryota, Metazoa, Chordata, Actinopteri, Syngnathiformes, Syngnathidae. Bases 211 to 6384 code for a protein of 2057 amino acids. Gene Ontology annotation, molecular function: cytoskeletal motor activity; ATP binding; actin filament binding. The transcript has 45 exons.
CUCACCACCAGGACGGGGGUGUGCGUGCGUGCGUGUGUGUGUGUGUGUAUGAGAGAGCGGCUCCACUGGCUGGGCUUGAACGUUGCGAUGAUAAAAGACGCAUAUAUGCGGUAGGCAACACACCUAUCACUGUGCGAAAUACCCAAGAAGCAGCCUCAAGACGCUCCUCCUCGCACCUUUAACCACUUGGAUUGAAGUGCCAGCAGCAUCAUGUCCAGGCCAAAAGGGGCCGGCGUCAACGAUGUCACCCGCUUACUCUCAUCGGGGGUGGGACCGGGCUCCCCCACCGCCAACUCCCCAAUGUUUUCCGCCGCCAGCCAGGCCGACUGGGCGGCCAAGCGGCUGGUGUGGGUGCCGUCGGAGAAGCACGGCUUUGAGUCGGCCAGUAUCAAGGAGGAGCGCGGCGACGAGGUGGAAGUGGAGCUGACGGACACCCAGAAGCUGCUGACGCUGUCCAGGGAGGAGAUCCAGCGGAUGAACCCGCCGCGCUUCAGCAAAGUGGAGGACAUGGCCGACCUCACCUGCCUGAACGAAGCCUCAGUGCUGCACAACCUCAGAGAGCGAUACUACUCUGGCUUGAUCUAUACAUAUUCCGGGCUGUUCUGCGUGGUGGUGAACCCUUACAAGAACCUGCCCAUCUACACAGAGACCAUCGUGGAGAUGUAUCGAGGCAAAAAGCGCCACGAGAUGCCGCCGCAUAUUUAUGCCAUAUCAGAGGCGGCCUAUCGGAGCAUGCUUCAAGACAGAGAAGAUCAGUCAAUCCUUUGCACGGGCGAAUCCGGUGCAGGGAAAACGGAAAACACAAAGAAAGUCAUUCAGUAUUUGGCUCAUGUGGCCUCUUCUCACAAGGGUGGAACUCUGGUUAGGAGUAAAGAAGCUUUACCGAUGGAUGGUUCUCGGUCUUUAACCCGAGGCACCACUGUGGCCAACAGGGGAGAGCUGGAGAGACAACUCUUGCAAGCCAACCCCAUACUGGAGGCUUUUGGCAACGCAAAAACUGUCAAGAAUGACAAUUCCUCAAGAUUUGGUAAAUUCAUCCGCAUUAAUUUUGACGUGGCGGGAUACAUCGUUGGUGCCAACAUUGAGACCUACCUCCUGGAAAAGUCCCGGGCCACCCGUCAGGCCAAAGACGAGCGGACGUUCCACAUUUUUUACCAGCUGUUGCACGGAGCCUCCGAAGAAACAAAAAAGGACCUGCUCUUGGGGACUGCAGACCAGUACCGCUUUCUCAGCGGGGGUUCUAUAAAUGUUCCUGGUCAAAGUGAUGCUGAGAACUUCGCCCAGACCAUGGACUCCAUGGCCAUAAUGGGCUUCAACCCAGACGAGUUGAUGUCCAUGCUGAAGGUGAUCUCUGCCGUGCUCCAGUUUGGGAACAUUUCCUUCACACAGGAGAAGAACCACGACCAGGCGUCUAUGCCCGACAACACGGCGGCCCAGAAACUGUGCCAUCUGCUGGGUAUCAACGUGCUGGAGUUCACCCGAGCCAUCCUCACGCCAAGGAUCAAAGUGGGUCGAGAGUAUGUGCAGAAGGCCCAAACCAAAGAACAGGCUGACUUUGCUGUGCAAGCCUUGGCCAAGGCCACGUACGAGCGUCUGUUCAGGUGGCUGGUGCACAGGAUCAACAGAGCUCUGGACCGCAGACAACGACAGGGAGCCUCCUUCAUCGGCAUCCUAGAUAUCGCUGGAUUUGAGAUCUUCCAGCUGAACUCCUUCGAGCAGCUGUGCAUCAACUACACCAACGAGAAGCUGCAGCAGCUCUUCAACCACACCAUGUUCAUCCUGGAGCAGGAGGAAUACCAGCGUGAGGGCAUCGAGUGGAACUUUAUCGACUUUGGCCUGGACUUGCAGCCCUGCAUCGACCUCAUUGAAAGACCAACCCACCCGCCUGGUGUUCUGGCCCUGCUGGAUGAAGAGUGCUGGUUCCCCCGAGCCACGGACCGAUCCUUCGUAGAAAAGCUGACCGGUGAGCAAGGCAGCCAUCCAAAGUUCUUCAAGUCAAAGCAGCCCCGCGGUGAAGCCGACUUCUCCAUCAUCCACUACGCUGGCAAGGUUGACUACAAGGCCGAUGACUGGUUGGUAAAAAACAUGGACCCUCUGAACGACAACGUGGCGUCACUUCUCCAUCAGUCAUCCGAUCAUUUUGUGUCCGAGCUGUGGAAGGAGGAUAUUCAAACUCUACCUCGUGUCUACUUCUUUGACUCCUACACCACAGUGCAGGCAAAUGGCUCGGACAUGGACCGCAUCAUCUGUCUGGACCAGGUGUCCACAGGGGAGAACAGUGGACAGGUCUCGUUCGGAGGAUCGGGGCUGAAAACCAAGAAGGGAAUGUUCAGGACGGUUGGGCAGCUCUACAAAGAGUCCCUCGCCAAGCUCAUGACCACGCUGAAGAACACCAAUCCUAACUUCCUGCGCUGUAUCAUUCCCAACCACGAGAAGCGGGCUGGCAAGCUGGACCCUCAACUGGUUUUGGACCAGCUGAGGUGUAAUGGGGUCCUUGAAGGGAUUCGUAUCUGUCGACAAGGCUUCCCGAACCGCAUCCCAUUCCAGGAGUUUAGACAGAGAUAUGAGAUUCUGACUCCCAACGCUAUUCCUCGCACCUUCAUGGACGGCAAACAAGCGUCAGAGCUCAUGAUCAAAGCGUUGGAGCUGGAUCCCAACCUGUUCCGGGUGGGUCAGAGUAAAGUGUUCUUCAGAGCCGGCGUACUGGCUCACCUGGAGGAGGAGAGAGACUUGAAGAUCACAGACACCAUCAUACGCUUCCAAAGUGCGGCCAGAGGCUACCUGGCACGCAAGGCCUUCAUGAAGAAGCAGCAGCAGCUGAGUGCUCUCAGGGUGAUGCAGAGGAACUGUGCCGCCUACCUCAAACUCAGGAACUGGCAAUGGUGGAGGCUUUUCACAAAGGUGAAGCCGCUCCUGCAGGUGACCCGGCAGGACGAGGAGAUUCAGGUCAGGGAGUCGGAGCUGCUGAAGGCCAAGGAGAAACUCUCCCGAGUGGAGCAGGACUUCACCGAGCUGGACAAGAAACACACUCAGCUGAUGGAGGAGAAGGCGGUGCUGGCCGACCAGCUGCAGGCAGAGGCAGAGCUGUUUGCAGAGGCGGAGGAGAUGAGGUCCAGGCUGGCCAGCCGCAAACAAGAGCUGGAGGACGUGCUCACCGAACUGGAGAGUCGCUUAGAGGAGGAGGAAGAGAGAGGAGCGCAGCUGACUAACGAGAAGAAGAAGAUGCAGCAGAAUAUUCAGGACCUGGAGGAGCAGCUGGAGGAGGAGGAAAGUGCCAGACAGCGCCUCCUGCUGGAGAAGGUCUCCCUGGAGACCAAAGUGAAAAGUCUGGAGAGUGACCAUCUGACCGCAGUGGAGCAACGAGAUCGCCUCAGCAAGGAGAAAAAACAGCUGGAGGAGCGUCUGAGCGAGUUGACCGACCAACUGACCGAGGAAGAGGAGAAACGCAAAAGUCUGAACAAACUCAAGAACAAACAAGACGCCGUCAUCGCUGACCUAGAAGAUCGCCUCAAGCGUGAGGAGCAGGGCCGGCUGGAGCAGGAGAAGUGGAAGAGGAAGAUGGAGACGGAGGCCAUGGAGGCACAAGAGCAGCUGUCGGACCUCGGCAUGAUGUCGGGCGAGCUGAGGGGGAGUCUGACCCAGAAGGAGAAAGAAAUAACCACCAUGCAGGGCCGGCUGGAGGAGGAGGGCACACGCCGCGCGGAAGCUCAGAGGGCGCUGAGGGAGGCCAUGUCUCAAGUGUCGGAGCUGAAGGAGGAAGUGGAGAACGAGCGAGGGAUGAGAGAGAGGGCGGAGAAACAGAAGCGAGACAUGGGAGAGGAGCUGGAGGCUUUGAGGACUGAGCUGGAGGACACCCUUGACACCACAGCUGCUCAGCAGGAGCUCAGGUCUCGUCGGGAGGCGGAGUUAGGCGAGCUCCAACGUUGCGUGGAGGAUGAGACGCGCCGCCACGAGUCCCAGCUGUCCGAGCUCCGGGUAAAACACAGCGCCGCCAUAGACAGCCUUCAGGAGCAGCUGGACAAUGGCAAGAGGGCGCGCCAGUCCUUGGAAAAGGCCAAGAUGGUGCUGGAGGAGGAGAGGCAAAAUUUGAGCGCAGAGCUGAAGAACCUCCAAGCCAGCCGCACGGAGAGCGACAGAGGUCGUAAGAGGGCUGAAGGUCAGCUGCAGGAGCUCAUCGCCCGCCUGGCUCAGGCAGACCGAGAGAAGGAGGAACGAGAGGAGCGAAUGCACAAGCUGCAGGGUGAAAUCGAGACUCUCUCCGGCAAUUUGUCCUCCUUUGACAGCAAAGCCCUCCGUCUGUCCAAAGAAGUCAGCAGCCUGGAGAGCCAGCUGCAUGACGCACAGGAACUGCUGCAGGAGGAGACCCGCCAGAAGUUGUCUCUGACAUCCAGGGUGCGAGGGCUGGAGGAUGACAGGAAUGGCCUGAUGGAGAGAGUAGAGGAGGAAGAAGAGAAGGCCAGGGAGUUGACGCGGCAGAUCCAGACUCACACUCAGCAGCUCUCUGAGAUGCGCAAGCAGUCGGAGGAGGUGAACACGGCGGUGGAGGCCGGCGAGGAGGCCCGCAGGAAGCUGCAGCGGGAGCUGGACAGCGCCGUCCAGAAGGAGCGGCAGCGAGAGGAGGAGAAGGAGCGCGUGGAGAGGCAGCGGGAGCGGCUGAGGGAGGAGAUCGAGGACAUGACUCUGGCCCUGCAGAAGGAGAGGCAGAACUGCACGGCUCUGGAGAAGAGGCAGAAGAAGUUUGACCAGUGUGUGGCCGAGGAGAAGGCAGUGAGCACUCGUCUGGCUGAAGAGAGAGACCGAGCAGAAGCAGACAGUCGAGAAAAGGAGACGCGAUGUCUCGCCUUGACCAGAGCGUUGCAGGAGGCCCAGGACCAAAGGGAGGAGCUUGAGAGGUCCAACAAGCAACUUCGUCUGGAAAUGGAACAGUUGGUCAACCAGCAGGACGACGUGGGCAAGAACGUCCACGAGCUGGAGCGCACACGCAGGACUCUGGAGACGGAGGCCGAGAGCCUCCGCGCUCAGACGCAGGACCUUGAAGAGGAGCUGGCCGAGACGGAGAACUCCAGACUGAGGCUGGAGGUCACACUGCAGGCACUCAAGGCUCAGUUUGAGAGGGAGCUAAGCAGCAGCGAGGAGAAGGGCGAGGAGAAGAGAAGAGCCCUCAGCAAGCAGGUGAGGGAACUGGAGAUCCAGUUGGAGGAGGAGCGGACUCAGCGUUCCCAGGCCGUCUUGUCCAAGAAGCAGCUGGAAGCGGAGCUGCAGGAUUCCGAGGCUCAGAUGGAGACAUCCAGCCGCAGCAAGGAGGAGGCUGUCAAGCAUCUGCGGCGGCUGCAGGGCCAACUGAAGGACGUGCUCCGAGAGCUGGAUGAGACCAAGUUGAGUCGUGACGAGGUGAUCUCGCAGUCCAAAGACAACGACAAGAAAAUUCAAACCCUGGAGGCUGAAGUCCUGCAGCUGACCGAGGAGCUGUCAGUGUCUGACCGCCAGAGGAGACAGGCUCAGCAGGAAAGAGACGAAAUGGCCGACGAGAUGGUCAACAACAGUUCUGGAAAGACGGCGCUGUUUGAGGAGAAACGAAGGCUAGAGAUGCGAGUCAGCCAGCUGGAGGAGGAGCUGGAGGAGGAGCAGACAAACUCUGAGCUUCUGACCGAGAGGCACAGAAAACUGGCGCUACAGGUGGAGACGAUGACCGUGCAGCUGCAGGGCGAGAAGACCCUGUCCCAGAAGGCAGAGGCGGGCCGGGAGCAGCUGGAGAGGCAGAACAAGGAGAUGAAGACCCGGCUGGAGGAGCUGGAGGGAACCGUGAGGGGCAAACACAGGCUCAGCGUUGCCGCCCUGGAGGCCAAGAUAGAAUCCAUGGAGGAGCAGCUGGAACAAGAAAGACAGGAGCGCGGCAUUGCCAACAAGCUGGUGAGGAAGACUGAGAAGAAGCUGAAGGAAGUGGUGAUGCAGGCAGAAGAUGAGAGGAGGCAUGCCGACCAGUACAGAGAGCAGCUGGAUAAGGCCAUGGUGCGCCUGAGGCAGCUGAAGCGGCAGCUGGAGGAGGUGGAGGAGGAGAACUCGCGCUCCAACGCCCAGAAGAGGAAGCUGCAGAGAGAGCUGGAGGAGCUGGCGGAAAACAGCCAGAGCAGAAUGCGCGAGAUCAGCAGCCUCCGCAACCAGCUCAGCGUCCCUGAAUGGAGACCAGAGCAGCGCGCUCCGUUGCCCCUGGCGAUGCGCGGACGCAGGCCGAUGGUGGACGACUACUCCUUAGACAACUCUGACUCGGAGGAGUUGCCCGCCUCCCCGACGCCCUCCCCUGGGCCGCCCCGGACCCGGACCCCGACCCCGUCUUCUGAGCUCGGCUUGGAAAGUGCACCCACUUACAACAACGCACACCAAUGAUGUACAAUAGCUUGUUCAAAUAAAGCAAGUGCUUUAUGAGCAAUAACACCAUUUCUGUUGCUGUCUAGGGCGGGGGUGUCCACUAAAGUUCACUUUGAUACAUUUUGUACCCAAAAGAUACCCAAAUGUAGGUCAAGGCAUGCUCAACGAUCUCAGCAAAACAUCUUGCGUGACAAAGCUGAUGUUAUUUUUACAAUAAAAUGCUCCCCUUGCCUCACUUUGGACACCCCCACUCUAGGAUGAUGCUGAAAAAUAAAAGAUUUGACCACUCACUACAUUUUUUUAAGGUGAAAAAACUAGAUGAAAUGGCUUGGGGCUGUGUUUAACCUGUGAUGGAAAUGAACGUGCAGUCCAGGCGCGGGUGGUCCUCGGCUUAAAAACGCUGCAAUUCAACACAACCGGACGUACCAUUUUUUGUGGCCGUGCAAUUUGUGACCUCGCGUUCCGCGCGGGCUCCGUGUGAAGGUUUCAACGAACGACACGCGAGCCGUACGUUGUGCGUACCGGAAACACGAUUGGUUCUGCGCAUGCGUGAGACCUACGUCACUUCCUCCUUAGAGCUCCCGCGGCGUCACGUGCCGUGUUAUUUUUUUCAAUUCAUGAACGUAAACGAUGAAUAAGCAUGCUUAGAAUGUGUAGUAUAGCAUAUGGGGGGCAUGAAGAUGGUCUUUCUUCACCAACCGUGACCUCAUGCGGCGUAUACGUCAUAUCUGCUCACGUAAAGAACAAUAUGCAUUGCAUCAAAUGGAAAUACAUAUUUACCAGAAAUUAGCUGCUACUUUUUUCUUAAACUUGAACCCGGCGGCUAAUUUAUGGCUAAAUUCUAAUCUCGUGACAUCUCCCAUACUUCACAACUACUGCUGAUUGUUUCAAUACUGUGCUGCUCCCAAGUCAGUGAGGAAACGGUAGCUUUCUUCAGCAGGAGCCAAUCACUCACAUCGAGCUUCAACCCAUCGGACAUGGCAUGAGGUCGCUGUAUGUAACCGUACAACACCAUAACAGUCUGACUCAGGGUGGCAGCGUACAAAUAACACUAAACUAGCAACGAAACACUCAAAAUGUAUUCAGUACAUGAGAAAUAUACAAACAUGCAUCAAUGCGAGUUUAAAAUGGGGGAAAAAAACAACCCUUAAAGUUUUGCCGUGCAUUGCGUCUGAGCGACCCAUUCAUUGGGGAGCGCUGCAAUGACAUUAAGCGGCUUCAACGCCGGUGCGGCUUACAUAUGCACGCGGGGAGUCCGCAAGUGCAAUGUACGGGAAAAACUGACAAAGCAAAAGGUAUGCGUCGGACGUACGGACGAAGGCGUACUGCGGCCGGUCCAGGGCUCAAAACCUGUAUGUCUUUCUUGGGGGGGGGGGGUCACACGUAAUCCAGCCGCAGGAUCCCGUGCGGGUUGUGACCCAGGCUUUAGAUCUCCUUGUAACAGCGCACAGAAUCCAUGACCCAGUCAAUCGUCUUUGUCCUUAAACGAUGGCGGGCGUUUCAUGGUGUUCGUUUUCACUUCCGUAGAUGAUGCCGUUCCUUUUCUGUGGCGCACCGCCCGCUUGGUGAAGAGUCUGCCGUUUACGGGCCAAAAUGUACGUUUUGAAUUGGAGCGAGGCAACCCGAGGAGCACCUGUCAGCAAAAAGGGUAAAUCAAUCAAUCAAGGGCUGCUUCAAGAUGAGGAAACGCGGACAAUCCUGUGACUCGUCAACAUAAAGAAGCCAGAUUUUUUGGCAUGAUUACUCGCUCGUUUACACGCCGUGCUGUUUUUUGAAAAGCAUGUGGCCAAAACCCAAAAAUGGAGCGUUUUCAGCACACAAAAUAGAGGAUUGCACUUUUUUCCCCUCACCCGUACACAACAACGUUGUCCAAUAGCAAUACCGGAUCAAUAUACUCCACGUGAAAGGCCACCUAGAGGUCAUUUAUUCAACCUUUACUGCAUAGUCUUGUCUACGUCACAACGUUUUUCUACCGCAGCAACAUUCUCCAUUUUUUUUCUGUUUUUUUCAACUGAUACACUUUUUUUCUAAUUGACGAGCAUCUUGCACAUUUUUGAAAGCAUGUGAAUGAAAGCUGGCAAAGGACUAUGAAGUAAUAGUAAUAGUAACAGUAGUAGAUGGUAGCAGUAGCGUUAGCAUCCCUUCUGGAAUAAAUAAGAGGAUUGUAGUUUUAGGUUGAAAAAGAUGGGAAGUCACGAUAAGGAAUAAUUGUGCCCGAGCCAUCAAGCAAACAGGAAGUGAGCUCGUUUCUUUUCCGUCGUCGCCAUCAUUUUCUUUCCGGCCUGGAUAGCGCCGCGGAACUGGAAGUGGAAAAAAACCAGCUUAAGGGAUGAGCGUCUAACUUGCAGCAUACACAAUGGCGCUCUUUCUUUUGUCAACUGGCGCAAAUCAACAGGAAGGCCGCAGGUGCUUUUUGGUGGGCUUUUUGUGCCAAAAUGAUGUCCUUGUAAAACCAACUCAAUCAGUAUUCAUGUUUUGGAGGAACAAGUUGUAUUCAAUUGUGAACAAAUUUUCAUUAUUUAACAGAUUUUCAUUAUUUGAUGAUAAAACAAUAAAACACUUUUAAUAUAAUUUUACAAAUUGUGAACUUUAUCAAUGAAGAAAUACACUUCUUGAAAUAAAUACGCUAUUUUUUUUUUAAAUAAUCAGUGGUACAUUAAAUAAAUUGGUCAUGAAAUAAAUACAUCUGGCAACAUCUGAAAUGUCUGAAAAUGAAUACAUUAGUCCUGAAAUAACAUCAUGAAACAAGUCAAUUGGUCCUGGCACACAUUGGUCAAGAAAUAAAUAACUUGGUUGUAAAAUAAGUAAAUUGGUUCCAAUGCGUUAGUCAUUAAAUAAAUAAAUUGGUCAAGAAAUAAAUAAAUUGCCUAUAAAACAAGUAAAUUGGUCCUGGCACACAUUGGUCAUGAAAUAAAUAACUUGGUUGUAAAAUAAGUAAAUUGGCUCCAAUGCGUUGGUCAUUAAAUAACAAAGUAAACUGGUCAAUAAAUAAAUACAUUUUGUAAGCAAAAAUAGUUUUGCUUAUAACA